Molecule: messenger RNA, 768 nt
Organism: Vigna angularis (adzuki bean)
Lineage: Eukaryota; Viridiplantae; Streptophyta; Magnoliopsida; Fabales; Fabaceae
Product: probable inactive dual specificity protein phosphatase-like At4g18593
Exons: 3
Coding region: 184-573 (129 amino acids)
Biological process (GO): protein dephosphorylation
Molecular function (GO): protein tyrosine/serine/threonine phosphatase activity
Source: RefSeq, a predicted model, not a curated record
CGCAUAUCACCGUCACCCAUUCACUCAGCUCAACAACACUGAAACAAAAGAAAAUAAUAGAACGUAAAAGGGAGGAGAAAGACUACAGAUUAAGGGUUUUUUUUGGAGGAAUCAUAAAUCAGAGAAAUUGGAGGAAAGGAUUUCUUGUGUAUAAACCCAAUAUCAUUUGAUUAUUCAAUACAAAUGGCUGAAGCUAGUAGCUCUCAGACAGAAGCCACUACCAAACCUCAACUUAUAUACCGGUGUAAGAAAUGCAGAAGAAUUGUUGCUUCAGAGGAAAAUAUAGUUUCCCAUGAGCGUGGGAAAGGAGAAUCAAGCUUCAAGUGGAAAAAGAGAAGCAGUGAAUCCUGGGAAGCGGAAAAGACACCAGUUGAUUGCACUUCAAUAUUUGUUGAGCCGAUGAAAUGGAUGGAAGCAGUACAAGAAGGUAAUGUGGGGGAUAAACUUCUGUGUAUGGGUUGUAAUGCUCGUUUGGGUAAUUUCAACUGGGCUGGUAUGCAGUGCAGCUGUGGAGCCUGGAUUAACCCUGCUUUUCAGCUGCAUAAAAGUAGGUUAGAUGAGUGUUAUAUGUAAAUCAAUCAACUUGCAGUUUUCCAGAAGACCCAGAGCUUGCUUGAAAAAAAUAUGAAGGUUAUUCUUUUUCUGAACAAAAGACAAUGGCAGCUUAGCUUGGGAGAUUGUAAUGUACAACUCCAUGCUUGUUAUUGAUUAGAACUUACAGUACAUUGUUUUUAUAAUACUAAUAUUCAAAAUAAGUUUUAUUUUUAA